GCCGACUUCGCCGAAUUCCUUCCCUGGUGGCUCAAGUACUUCCACAACAAGGAGGGCCGGAAGAUGUUGGUCAAGCCUUUUGAGGACUUCUACCGCAACGUCCGAAACUUGAAGAACCCUGAUCCGCCUCCGUACCGGAAAGGCAAGAAAGUGGUAACUGCUGCAUCGGGCGCUCCUUCAAAAAAAGAUCACUUCCAGGAGAUGAACACCUUGGCUCGAGGUGGUGCUGCCGGCUUUGCACGAGGUGUGUCUGGUGGCUCCAUGGGAUUUGGUCGACAAGCAUCUGCAGGAUCAAGCGCGGCCGGGGUGACUUGGAACCUUGGCAUGGUGUCCUGGCACCUUGGUUCCUCAUGA
Messenger RNA from Symbiodinium necroappetens, 354 nucleotides. NCBI's taxonomy places the organism in Eukaryota, Dinophyceae, Suessiales, Symbiodiniaceae. The record is from the annotation of a GenBank genome assembly.